Messenger RNA from Colletotrichum graminicola M1.001, 1563 nucleotides. RefSeq lists its product as uncharacterized. The record is from RefSeq and is a predicted model, not a curated record. Gene Ontology annotation, cellular component: nucleus. The coding region runs from base 1 to 1563 and encodes 520 amino acids. The transcript is spliced from 2 exons. NCBI's taxonomy places the organism in Eukaryota, Fungi, Ascomycota, Sordariomycetes, Glomerellales, Glomerellaceae. Gene Ontology annotation, biological process: regulation of transcription by RNA polymerase II.
AUGACGAAGAGGAAGGCCCAAGAGGCCUCUGCUGCUUCCGGCUCUAAAAGGCCCAAAGUAGAGAACCUAGAAGACAUUGCCCCCAGCGACGACGACUACGACGAUACCGCCAGCAACUCCGGCUCGACUGCGAACGCAGAGGUAGAGUCCGUCCAGACCGGCCAGACCUCCCUUACCACUCGCUCCCGCAAAUUUCCCUCCGACCUCAAAACGAUUCCCUGCACCUAUCCGGACUGCAACAAGACCUUCAACCGACCGGCUCGCCUGGCCGCCCACCUCCGCUCUCAUACGGACGACCGACCCUUCAAGUGUACCUACCCCGGGUGCGACAAGGACUACCGCGAAGAGAAGCACCUCCGCCAGCACGUCAAGGGUUCCCACACCCAGGAGCGGGCCUACACCUGCACCCAUGAGGGCUGCGGCAAAUCAUUCCUCACGGCGACCCGCCUGCGCCGCCACCAGGACGUGCACGCCGGCCAGGAGCGCUUCCGCUGCCGCGAUUUCCCUCCCUGCAACCAGAGUUUCCGCAAGCACAACACCCUUCAGCGACACAUCCGCUCCGAACACCUCGGUGCCCACGCCUACCCGUGCACGGUGCCCAGCUGCGGCGCAGGCUUCGACUCCCAGGGUGCGCUACGGAACCACACGCGCCGCGAGCACAGCGAGCCGCAGUUCUGGUGCGAGGAGUGCGGCAAUGACGACGAAAACGCCAGGGUCGGGUUCACGACCCUCGCGCUGCUGCAAGCGCACAUCCGCAAGGAGCACCUCAACUGCAUAUUUUGCGAGUUCAAGUGCACAGGGCAGUGGGAGCUGGAGCGGCAUGUCGAGAUGCGCCACUCUGGCAUUCCUGUUGAUGCGCGCAAGACGAUCCCCUGCACACGGGAGGGUUGUGAAAAGAAGUUCACCAAGAAAUACAACCUCACGGUGCACAUCCGCACGGCGCAUGAGGGUUUCCGCUUCGUCUGCGGUGAGGUCGACGUCAAGGGCUCCCCCGACCUCGAGAGCUGGUCGAACGAGCAGGGCUGCGGCGGAGGCUUCGUCACCAAAGCAAACCUCGAGGACCACAUCCGCUACGUCCACCUGGGCUUGGAGCGCCCCGUGCCGAACCAGAAAGCCCCCAACCUCAUCGACGAUAUCGCCGGCACGAAGCGGACCGUCCUAUGCACCAUGCCAGGCUGUACGGCACGCUUCAUCCGCCACCACGAUCUCCAGGUCCAUCUCGAGCAGCACCCACCGCCCUCCCCGACCGCUCCGCACAUGGACCAGAUCGAGGCCGCCAUCCUCAGCCUGGCGGACGACCCUGAUGCCAACAGCGUACCGUUCGAUGGCGAUCGUGAGAUGCCGGAGCUGCCGCUGUACGGCAUCAUCCCCGGCGUGACGGACUUCGCGGGCGUCGGCGACGGCGGCGACGGUCCCGGUCCGAGCGACGACUUCUGGAUUGGCGCGGCCGACGAGUUCGGCACGCCGCCGCAGGCGUGGCAGCAGGAGGAGGCGGCCAUGCGCGCGCUCAUUGACGAGAACUUUUCGCAGUUUGUCGACCCGGCACUCGGAACCACGGCCUAA